Messenger RNA from Zea mays, 1965 nucleotides. RefSeq names its product phosphoenolpyruvate/phosphate translocator 3, chloroplastic. The record is from RefSeq and is a predicted model, not a curated record. The coding region runs from base 405 to 1676 and encodes 423 amino acids. Gene Ontology annotation, biological process: transmembrane transport. The transcript has 10 exons. Gene Ontology annotation, cellular component: membrane. NCBI's taxonomy places the organism in Eukaryota, Viridiplantae, Streptophyta, Magnoliopsida, Poales, Poaceae. Gene Ontology annotation, molecular function: transmembrane transporter activity.
GACCCUAGGAGGAAGCCGCCGCCGUGCGGUGCGGUGCGAGCGAGAGCGAGCUCCAUCCGGUUUCGAGCAGUCUCCCCACGCGAAUCCGGCCGCCCCUCCACUCCCCCCGGUCACUCCACGAUACCGGACUUCCAUUAUACCGUGCGUUUCCCGUCGCCUUGCGUGGCGUCCGACAGCCGUUUCUUCCCCUCUCGCGAGCGCCCUCCCUCUUCUAUAAAUGGCCACACUGUGGUGACAGACCGCGUCACCGCUGCUGCCAUCGCAGCCGCAUUCGCUUCUCCGCCGCUUACGCUUCAAGAAACCCCACCGGUACUCCGUGGCCAUCGACGCCGCCAAGUGGCGCUUAGCAGCCGCAGCACAUACCCGGACCUGACCGCUGAGAAGGGCAACGCGGACGCGCCGAGAUGCAGAGCAUGUCGGCGUCCUGCUCGUCCGCCGUCUCCGUCUCUACCUCUAGAGUCUGGGCCGCGGCGCGCCGCUCGCCCUCGCCCCGAUCCCUACCCUCGUUGCGCCACGUCGCCUUCUGGCCCUCUCCAUCCUCCUCCUACCCCUCUUCUUCUCAUGGCUGUCGCUGGCCGAUCGCCGGCGCCGGCGCACCGGCGCUCCCGCUCGGCAUUCGCGGGGGCCUGCGCCGGCUGCCCUCGCCUCUGCUUGCGCCGGACGCCCCCAGUGCCGGCGCGGCGGCGAGGACGCGGGCGGCCGCGGCCGCGGCGUCUCCGGCAGCAGCCGGUAAGCAGGAGGGCGCCGCCGGCAUUUCGCAGACCCUGCAACUCGGGACAAUGAUCCUCGUCUGGUACCUCCUCAACAUCUACUUCAACAUCUACAACAAGCUGGUUCUGAAAGCCAUACCUUUCCCUUACACCAUCACCACCUUCCAUUUCGCAUCCGGAACCUUCUUCAUCACACUCAUGUGGCUGCUCAAUCUGCAUCCCAAACCGAGGCUCUCCCUCAAACAGUAUGCAAAGCUCCUGCCUUUGGCCUUGAUCCACAUGCUUGGAAAUGUUUUCACCAAUAUGAGUUUGGGUAAGGUGUCUGUCUCCUUCACCCACACCAUCAAGGCCAUGGAGCCCUUCUUCUCGGUCCUCCUCUCUAUCCUAUUCCUAGGAGAGACACCUUCUCUACCAGUGUUGGGCUCACUUGUCCCUAUUGUUGGUGGAGUUGUAUUGGCGUCGAUGACUGAAGUUUCAUUCAACUGGAUUGGAUUCUGGAGUGCCAUGACUUCGAAUCUUAUGAAUCAAUCGCGGAACGUUUACAGCAAGAAAAUUCUCGCUGAUAAAGAGGACAGUUUGGAUGAUAUAAAUCUCUUCUCAAUAAUAACUGUCAUGGCAUUCUUGUUAUCUGCUCCACUGAUGCUAUGUGUAGAAGGAAUCAAGUUUAGCCCAUCGUAUCUACAGAAUGCUGGAGUUAAUGUAAAAGAAUUAUUUAUAAGAGCGGCACUUGCUGGGACAUCUUUCUAUUUUUACCAACAGGUUUCGUACAGUUUAUUGGCUAGAGUAUCUCCCGUGACCCAUUCGGUUGCCAACUCUCUUAAACGUGUGGUGGUCAUUGUGUCAUCCGUUCUCUUCUUUAGAACUCUAAUUUCACCUAUAAAUGCCUUAGGAACCGGUGUUGCUCUUGCUGGAGUGUUCCUGUACUCGCAGUUCAAAAAGUCAAAACCAAAGGCUACGGCUGCAUGAAGACAACCCCUGAUGAUGAGGUUCUUUGGAUGUGAGAAGCUUGUACGUCAGUUUCCUGGACAAGGUGUGGUGGAACACGUGAACAACGAAGAUAUAGCAUUAUUAGAUUUCAAGAGAAUACAAAUUUUGGAAUAUACUUCAAUGUCAUUGAAACUGACAGAAUGCUCUCACUUACAUAUAUUCUUUACGUCAAAAUAUGGUUCAAUGUUUUCUUACUAUUAUAUAUAUUCUUUACGAACUUUGUGUUUUUUGCUGAAAGAAAAACAAAAGGAAUAUCCUGGUUCCUGGA